AUGCCGCCUUCAGGCAAAGUGACAUCCACUUUUUACAAAUACACCGUCCAACCUCGUGGUAUUGGUGCCUGGAUCAACAAAUGGCUCGCCAUUGACCCCGACCGAUCGACCGGUGUUCCGCUGAACCCUCAAUUCCGCAACCCGCCCCCGGGAGCCAACGAUCCGAAUACAUACGACGACCCGGUUACCGUUCCUGCUGCGGACCUGGCGGACAAUCCAUACUGGAAGCGAGACGUUCGCCGAGGAUAUGCGCGACUCAGUGUUGUGAAGCCCGCCGAUGUCGUGGGGCUGUUGACGGUUGGCAGCAAGGCGGCGCCCAAAGAGGAUGUCCUCCUCAUCGGUGAUGCGGGGCAGAAGCAGCUGGUGGAACUGAAGGCGGGGGAAAAGGGGUUGGCGGCGUUCUUCCAAGGGAAGGAUAAAGCGGUAGCGGACGUGUUGGAAGCCGGUGGACUGCCGCCAAUGCCAACGAACAUGCAUCCAACAACGGGGAAUGUGGGAGCAAAGGAUUACCGGUUGUUGGCGGAGGCAGAGCAAGGAUAUGACACUAGGUGA
Eremomyces bilateralis CBS 781.70 is the source of this 552-nucleotide messenger RNA. Its product is annotated as 21 kDa subunit of NADH dehydrogenase. NCBI's taxonomy places the organism in Eukaryota, Fungi, Ascomycota, Dothideomycetes, Eremomycetales, Eremomycetaceae. The transcript has 2 exons. The record is from RefSeq and is a predicted model, not a curated record. The coding region runs from base 1 to 552 and encodes 183 amino acids.